AUGUCUAUGACGAACAGCAUCGAUCGCCAGUAUGAGCUGUUCGGCGUUAUCGCGCGUGCUGUCGAGAACCUCCACAAACUCGGCCCGGCAAAAACCACCCGUGGUGCUGUGCAAAGUCGCCUCGCGAUCCUGAAAUCGAAUUGGGACAAAUUCCAAGCCCAACAUGACAGUUUAUACAAUCAGCGAUCGCCAGAAACCUUACAGCUAGCCUACUUUGCCGACGAUCUUCACGGGCAGUGUGAAGAACAAUUUGCUGACGCCCAGGGCACCAUGCUCAAUAUCCUCGAGAGUUUUGAGUCCCCAACCCCGCAGUGCUCACAUGCCCCCCGCGCGAGUGGAACCCCGCAGAGCACAUCAUCUGGAAGCACUUGGAACCCGUCUUCCGCAUCGCAUUCUCGACGCUUGCCCCGCAUCGAUUUACCGAAUUUCAACGGUGAUUACUCGCAAUGGCAUCAUUUCAAGGACCUCUUCGCAUCGAUGAUCAACGCGAAUGCCGAGCUAUCAGCCGUCGAGAAACUCCAUUAUCUUAAGAUGAGCCUGUCUGAUGAGCCGGCUACGCUCUUAAAAAGUAUCGAAAUCUCAAGCAAUGGAUUCACUCGGGCAUGGGACACACUCAUCGCUCGCUACGAUAAUAAGCGUAUCCUCAUAGAAGCCCAGCUCUCCGCGCUAUUCUCAAUUCGCAAGGCCAAGUCCGAAUGCUCGUCCGAGGUAAAGCGACUCCUCUGCGAGCUGAAGGAAGCAAUUGGAGCCCUCGCUACGUUAGGUUGUCCAGUGCAACACUGGGAUCUUAUCCUCAUUUUCAUGACAGUUCGUCAAUUAGAUGUUGAAUCUGUUAAAGAAUGGGAGAAAUCGCUCGGAGCUUCAUCUGAAGCCCCAUCGUUUGCCGACUUCGAGAAAUUCCUUCUCGGUCGCAUUCUCACUCUCGAAGCCUUCGAGCGAACGACGACCUCUCGAAAGCCGCAACAAGCGAAUUCGUCACGAUCUUUUGGUAACGCGCGAAUACAUACCGCUGCAGUGAGUGAACAAAAAUGCGCGCUGUGCUCAUCAAGCCAUUAUAUCUCAUCAUGCCCCAAAUACCUCGGGAAAACGCUCGACCAGCGAAGGGAAGUGGUCAUAUCGAAGAAUCUGUGCUUCAAUUGUCUCGGACCUCAUCAACUGAAGGCAUGCCGCUCCGCGAAGCGAUGCCGCUUCUGCCGUAAGCCACAUCACUCCACGUUACACUUGCCAGCUGGUGACUCAACUAUCGCCUCAAAUGCCUCGUCUGGCUCGUCGCCGUCAACUUCAGCGUCGACCUCAUCUCCACCAGCUACUCAUACCGCAAGUAUUCAUCAGCACGAAUCCGCCGCUCCUCAAGAUAGUCUUGAGCACACGUUCGGCUCCGUGACAUCAAAUCACCUUUCUCAAUCGCGGAUUAUUCAUCGCACUCCAGCCUUGUUGGCUACUGCUCUCGUAGAUGUCGUUUCAUCCAGCGGAGAUCUCUACGAAGUGCGAGCUCUUCUCGAUCAAGGCUCGGAAGUCUCGUUUAUCUCAGAAUCGGUCGCGCAGCUGCUCAAACUCUCGCGCCGUGCUGCGGCGAUCCCAAUUAUCGGAAUCGGUGCUCAACGCUCAAGUGUCUCAAACGGAGCAGUUUCUCUCAAAGUAAUCUCGCAAGUAAACAAAGCUAUCUCUCUCGAAACCGACGCUCUCGUAUUGCCGCGAUUGACUGCUUACUUGCCCCCCGCGCGAGUGGAAUUCACUCAGUGGCCGCAUAUUCAGGGACUCAAACUCGCGGAUCCAAGCUUUGCCACGCCCGGAAAGAUUGAUCUCAUUCUCGGUGCUAAUGUGUACGCUCAAAUUCUCGAAGACGGCAUUCGUCGAGGAAAGAUCGGUGAACCCAUCGCUCAAAAGACAUCUCUUGGAUGGGUGCUAUCUGGACCUCUCUCUAACGACACUCGGGAGAUCAACGCCUCAGACGAAACUUCCAUUAUUGGUCUUCAGUGCUCUCUCGAUCAUGAGCUCCUCGAGCUCCUUCAACGCUUCUGGAAACAAGAAGACCUCGCGCCAUCAUCGCAGAUAUCUAUGUCACCAGAAGAAUCUCAGUGCGAAGAGCAUUUCAAGACUACUCAUACUCGCGACGUCAACGGUCGAUUCGUUGUACGCCUGCCGUUCAAGAAAAGUGUUAGUGAGUUCGGUGACUCGCGCUCUAUCGCACUCAAGAUGCUGCAUCGAAUGGAAAAGCGAUUCGAAGCGAAUCCCUCUCUCAAAAUUCAAUAUACCGACUUCCUGCGUGAGUAUCGUGUUCUCGAUCACAUGCGCUCCGUCGCCGCGUCAGAGCGCGCUCCGGCUCGCGAGUUUUUUCUCCCACAUCACGGAGUUACGCGUGAAACCAGCACGACCACUAAACUUCGCGUCGUAUUCAACGGAUCGCAGAAAACGAAUCUCGGAAUUUCGCUAAAUGAGUGUCUCCAUAUCGGACCGAAAUUGCAGACGGAUCUCGCGGAUAUCUUACUCCGGUGGCGCCGGCAUCGAUACGUAUUCGCGACCGAUAUCGAGAAGAUGUAUCGGCAAAUUCGCGUGCACGAGAACGAUUGGCCGCUUCAGAAAAUUCUCUGGCGAAACUCUCCCGAUGAAAGGCCUCAAGAGUAUGCAUUGUGUACAGUCACAUACGGCCUCGCGAGUGCUCCGUAUCUCGCGCUACGUUGCCUGCAGCAACUCGCUCUAGAAUCCGCGCCAACUCACGCGCUCGCUGCCGAAGUUCUUCGUCGCGACACCUAUGUCGACGAUGUUCUCUCCGGCGACGAAAGCAUCCCUCGAGCGAAAAGGAAAAUCUCGCAGCUGAACGACGUUCUCACGGCGGGCGGAUUUACUCUCAAAAAGUGGAUCGCUAACGACUUAAAUCUCCUCGACGAAAUUCCAACUUGUGAUCGCGAAUCAUCGCCUACGGUAUCAGUUAGCGACAAUACAAUGCAUCAUACUCUCGGCGUGCGGUGGGAACGUCAAUCGGACAAUUUUAUAUUCUCGGCCCCGUCGCUCGCAACCUCGAAUAACCGCGUUACAAAGCGCUCGGUAUUGUCGCUCAUCGCGCGCAUGUUUGACCCUCUCGGAUGGAUCGCGCCGAUAAUCGUUACCGCUAAGAUUUUCAUGCAAGAUCUGUGGGCCAUCCGCCUCGACUGGGACGACGAACUCCCAGAAGAUCUGAAAUCUCGCUGGACUAACUACGUCACGCUACUCAAUGGCGUCUCUCAUAUUUCAAUCCCUCGUUGGUUCGGGAUCAGUUCAUCGAAUCUCGCCGUGGAAGUGCACGGCUUCGCGGAUGCGUCGCAGAGUGCUCUCGCCGCCGUUGUUUAUCUCCGCGUUCUCAAUGACAAUGAGAACGCUCAAGUGAAAAUGAUUUGUGCGAAGACAAAGGUGGCCCCUCUCAAACGUUUGACUAUACCGCGACUUGAACUCUCGGCGGCUGCGCUACUCGUGCGUCAAGUGAAGAAAAUUCGCGAAGUGCUCGACUUGAAUCAAGCUCCAAUUCAUCUCUGGACCGAUUCAACGGUCGCACUCACGUGGAUCAAAAGUCAUCCAUCGCGUUGGAAAGACUUCGUCCGGAAUCGCGUCUCGUUUAUACAAGAGCUCUCAAACUCCAGGUGGCAUCACGUCGCCGGGAAAGAAAACCCAGCAGACCUCGCAUCACGCGGAGUAAAUCCUCAACGUCUCCAACUAGAAGAAUUGUGGUGGACCGGCCCUCAUUGGUUACGUACGCGCUCUAUAUCGUGGACGGCUUCCACGCCUAUUCACGAAUCUACAGAUGAUCUCGAAGAACGAGCCCCGCGGUGCACAACGGCAUUCAAAGAUCGCGAGCAAAAUCUCUGGAUGCUCGAUCAAUACUCGUCGCUAAGGACUCUGCUGAGAAUAACUGCUUGGGUUCAGCGUGCUCUUAAACGCUUUCGGAAGGAUGUAACAUCACCGUCGUCUCACGAGCCUCUCACAGUGGAAGAGAUAGAAUCCUCACUCAAAUGGUGGGUCAAAUGCACGCAGCAGGCCUACUUCUCAGCUGAAAUUAAAAGCUUGAAGAGCCAGAAUCCACUACCAAUUUCAAACGAUCUACGCCGUCUAACUCCGUUUCUCGACACCGACGGGCUCCUACGACUACGCGGACGUCUACUACGCGCUUUACUCGAUCCCGCGGAAAAACAUCCCCUCAUCUUGCCUCGAGAAUGUCGAUUGACGACACUCGUGAUUCAUCAUCACCAUCGAAAAACUCUCCAUGGCGGGCCGCAACUCACUCUAUCAUCGAUUCGCCAAAAAUUUUGGAUUAUCGGAGGUCGCAUUCCCAUCAGAGCAUUCAUCCACAAGUGUGUCAUCUGCGCUCGUCAUCGGGCUACCACUGGUCAACAGGCGGUCGGACAACUUCCAGCAUCCCGUGUAAUUCCGGGCCGCCCAUUCUUACACAUUGGAGUCGACUAUGCCGGACCAGUGACUCUCAAAACCGUUCGAGGACGAGGCUCCAAAGCUUACAAAGGAUACUUCAUCAUUUUCGUCUGCUUUAGCACUUCCGCAAUACAUUUAGAAGUCGCUACUGAUUACUCUACGGAAGGAUUUCUCGCGGCAUUCAAACGAUUCACGGGACGACGAGGCAUCUGUUCCACCAUCACGAGCGACUGCGGCACCAAUCUGAUCGGUGCCGACGCAGAGCUCAAGCGACUGUUCACCGCCUCCUCCCGAGAAUGGACUCACCUAGCCAAUGUCCUCACAAGUGACGGAGUAACAUGGAAAUUUAAUCCACCUUCCGCCCCCCACUUUGGUGGAAAAUGGGAAGCCGGCGUGAAAUCUGUUAAAUUUCACUUGCGGCGAGUUAUCGGUGACGCUACUCUCACUUAUGAGGAAUUAUCAACUCUACUAGUACAAAUCGAAGCCAUCUUAAAUUCCCGCCCACUAAUCGCUCUCUCGGAUGAUCCGUCAGAUCUCACCGCUCUAACGCCAGGUCAUUUUAUCAUCGGAUCGGCUCUCUCCACCGUGCCGGAGCCCUCGCUCCAAGAAGUAUCGAGAAAUCGGUUGUCGCGUUGGCAACUUCUACAAACGAUGAAGGAAUCAUUCUGGCAAAGAUGGUCAUCGGAAUACUUGCAGCAAUUACAGACUCCCUCGAAACGUCAUCGGCCUCAAGAUGCCUUCCAAAAGGGCUCUCUCGUUCUAAUCAAGGAUGAACGUUUCCCUCCAUCGAAGUGGCCCCUCGCGCGCAUUACUCAUGUGCACCCUGGAGUCGACGGUCUUAUUCGCGUCGUCACCGUAAGGACAGCUACCUCGACGUUUAAACGACCCAUAGUGAAGCUGUGUUUAUUGCCAGUUGAAAACAAAGAGUCCGUACAAGAACCCUAA
Messenger RNA from Solenopsis invicta (red fire ant), 5343 nucleotides. RefSeq lists its product as uncharacterized. Gene Ontology annotation, molecular function: nucleic acid binding. Bases 1 to 5343 code for a protein of 1780 amino acids. Lineage: Eukaryota; Metazoa; Arthropoda; Insecta; Hymenoptera; Formicidae. The record is from RefSeq and is a predicted model, not a curated record. The transcript has a single exon. Gene Ontology annotation, biological process: DNA integration.